CUUGGACCUUGGUUAUUUGGUUACGUUUGAAUAACUUUUAUUUUAUGCAUUUACAAAUAGUAUACAUAAAAUCAGAAACAUGAUUCGAAAGCGGUUAACGAAUUUAGCUCAACUGGGCGCUGUAGGCUUAACUGGAUACUGCCUAGGAAUUUAUAGUGAGCGAAAUAUCGACUUUUUUAAAACGAGAGAUGAUUCUGUAAUUAUAAAUGGCAAAUGUAUCAAAAAUAUGCCCGGUUUGCCAAUAUUCGGGAGUGUAUCAGCUGCUACGCCUUACGUCGAUUCCAGUGGGGCCAAAGAUAGAAUAUCGCAAAUAAUGAAAUUUGGAUUCCCCGGCUUGGAUAACGUCCGUUCGUUCGACGACUACGUGUUAUCGUACGACCGACGUAACCGCGUCGCGCACUGGGUGUUUGAGCAUCUCACAAGGGCUCACGUUGCCAAGAAUGCUACGGUGGACAGGAGCAAGUGUGAGUUUACUGCGGACGAAAGUAUACAUCCAUUUUUCAGAUCACAGAACAGCGACUACAAAGGCUCUGGCUUUGACCGGGGGCACAUGGCAGCCGCGGGCAACCACAAGUUGGCACAGAAACAUGUUGAACAAACGUUCCUGCUCACUAACAUGGCACCACAGGUGGGUGAAGGAUUCAACAGACACGCAUGGAAUAGAUUAGAAAAGCACGUUCGCAACCUCACCAAAGUAUACGACAACGUUUAUUGCUGCACGGGACCACUAUAUCUGCCCAGGAAAGAAUCCGACGGUAAAUCCUACGUGAAAUACCAAGUGAUCGGCGCGAACUCGGUAGCAGUGCCGACGCAUUUCUACAAAGUGGUGGUGGGCGAGGCGGGCGGCGUGUUAGACAUGGAGGCCUAUGUGAUGCCCAACCAGAAGAUACCUGACGAGACGCCUGUGGCUAACUUUAUGGUACCACCGGAAUCGAUAGAGAAAGCAGCCGGUCUUCUAUUCUUCGAUAAAAUACAUAGAAGCAAAUUAAAUAAAAUUAACGGUAAGAAAGUUUAACGUCGCAUUAGGUUCAUAAUUAGUACAAUUUUAGACAAAUCAUACCAGAGAUUAGUUAGUUAAAAAAACUGCUAAUUUAUAUAUAUUUUUUAUCUUUGGCAGCACGUUACAAGAUAUCGAAUUCUUUGAACUUAAGAGAUGUUGUAAGAUGAGCAGUUUUCAUUUCUAACUAGUCUCCGAUUAUCUAUUAGACCAAAGAUUAGAUUCUUUGGAUAUCCAGCCUAAAGAUUUUUUUAGUAAUCUCUAAUCAUACCUUUAUAUUGUAUUGUAUCAAUAUGACGUAAAUAGAUGUUAUUAUUAUU
Molecule: messenger RNA, 1317 nt
Organism: Cydia fagiglandana
Lineage: Eukaryota; Metazoa; Arthropoda; Insecta; Lepidoptera; Tortricidae
Gene: EndoG
Product: endonuclease G, mitochondrial
Exons: 6
Coding region: 80-1015 (311 amino acids)
Biological process (GO): apoptotic DNA fragmentation
Cellular component (GO): mitochondrial inner membrane; nucleus
Molecular function (GO): nucleic acid binding; single-stranded DNA endonuclease activity; RNA endonuclease activity
Source: RefSeq, a predicted model, not a curated record